AUGAUUAUGGUGUCGCUAAGACGCAAAGAAUUCUAUGUUGGAGAUGGGAUGAUGAGAUACCUACAGAAUUCCUACGCACUAUUAUACCUACAGAAUUCCUACGCUUCCAAAAACACAAUUUCCCGCUACUUAAUCGUGCGACUCAUCGAUUACUUACUCAAACAAAACCCUACGCCUAACACCGGCGAUUUCCGACCCUGCUGCAACACUUCCGACGACGAUUCCCGACCAAUACCUACAUCGUCGACAAUUUCAGGUUUGCCCUCCAGCCGUCGCUGUCGCACACCACCAUUGGCGUUGUCCCAAACCACCACCACCUUCGCUGCCCCACACCCCCAUCGUCGACACCUUCAGGUAAAUGAGUUGCGACAAAAAGUGUCAAACAUGAAACAAGCCAUUGAUGAAAAGCAAAGUCAAAUGGAUUUGCAAAUGAAACAAAUGCGAAAUGAAAUGGAAUUGCAAGUGCAACGACAAUUGGCGGCCUUUAUGAAACAAAUCAAUUCGUCCGGUAAUCCACCAAGUAGUUCUUAG
Molecule: messenger RNA, 531 nt
Organism: Lactuca virosa
Lineage: Eukaryota; Viridiplantae; Streptophyta; Magnoliopsida; Asterales; Asteraceae
Source: the annotation of a GenBank genome assembly